Molecule: messenger RNA, 2508 nt
Organism: Austrofundulus limnaeus
Lineage: Eukaryota; Metazoa; Chordata; Actinopteri; Cyprinodontiformes; Rivulidae
Product: tripartite motif-containing protein 16
Exons: 1
Coding region: 26-2326 (766 amino acids)
Molecular function (GO): protein binding; zinc ion binding
Source: RefSeq, a predicted model, not a curated record
GUAACGGCUCGUUGCAGAGAAAGCAAUGGCAGGGAUUCAUCUUGAACGAGAAAAGUUCUGCUGCUCGAUAUGCUCAUAUCUUCUCAGCAAUCCAGUGACCGUACCUUGUGGUCACUGUUUCUGCAUGAGCUGCAUUAAUAAGCACUUGGAUCAAGAGGACCAUUUGGGGAAGUACAGUUGCCCUCAGUGCAGGGAGAUCUUUGUGCAGAGACCUCCGCUGGUUAAAAAUAGCAUGAUAGCAGUUGUAGUGGAAGAGAUGAAGAAGGCUGAAGCCCAAGCUCCAUCGAAGCCGACAAAGAGUCUACUUCCACCUCCCGUGCAACCAAAAACGUUUUCUUUCAAAGCUUCUGUAGACGACAGGAAGCCUUUUGUCCAAACUCCUGCUUUUGUUACCGAUUGCUAUGCCGGACCUGAAGACAUAGCCUGCGACAUCUGCGUUGGUCGAAAGUUCAAAGCUGUGAAAUCCUGUCUGCAGUGUUUGAUUUCAUAUUGCAGGGAACAUCUCCGACCUCACAUUGACAUGCCCAGCUUGGCGAAGCACAGGUUGGUGGAAGCAACUGCAAAUCUGAAGGAGAGCAUCUGCCCUGAGCAUCAACAGGUCAAGAAGAUGUUCUGCCGCACUGACCAGCGCUGCAUCUGUUACAUCUGCUCCCAGGAUGGCCAUAAAGGCCACAACAAGAUCUCCAUAGAAGCAGAAAGGAUUGAGAGGCAGAAGGAACUCCAAGCAGUUCGGCAACAAAUCCGGCUGAAGAUCCAGGAGAGAGAAAAAGACCUGAGUUGUUUCCAAGAGGAAGAAGAGGCUGUGAACCAGUUUGCUGACAAUGCAAUUAUCAACACCGAGAAGGUUUUCUCAGAACUCAUUCAUACAAUCGAGAAAAAACUGUCUCACAUUAAAGAAAGCCUCCAAUCACGACAAAACUCUGAGGUGGYUCGCUUCACSACAGUUCGGGACAAAGUGYAGAAGGAAAUCGARGACCUGAACAGAAAAGAUUUCCAACUGGACCAGCUUUCACAUACAGAGAACCACAUUCACUUUGUGGUGAAUUAUCCUUCACUGAGUCAUCUUGAUGAGCCAAAGCACCAAAUGAAGUACAUGUUCUGCCGUCAGAGAAACUUUGAGAAGGUUACAUUGGCUGUGGCUGAGGCCAGGAAUAAACUGCAUGAGGUCCUGAAUGAAGAGUAUGAAAAGAUUCUUCAUGCAACAAAUGGAACUAAUGGUUUACCCUCAGUUGGUCGUGCAGAGCAAGAGGCUGCUGCUUUUAAUACCAGUGGUGAACCAGUACAGACCACGGACGAGUUUUUGCGGUCUAGAAUCCUACAGAACCUAGUCAGCCCCACACAUCCCUGUUCAAAUGUUUUCCAGAACAGAGAUGACAUCAGUGCUGAUGUUGCAGAUCCUAGCCAAUUUUUUGAAGCAAAAUGGCGAAACGUUUCACCAACAGUACCUACCCCUGAAAUGAAUGGACAGGACUUCUCCUUUUUGAGUGGAUUAACCCCUAAACAUUCCGUGCGCAAGUUUUCGACCAGCAGUGCUAAUAUCAAUUUUAACGGAGGACACUUGGCCGUUGCCAUUGCUACUCCUGCACAUCGCAGACAUUAUUCUCAAGACAGAAAUGACCAAGAUGACCUCAUGCAGAAAAACUUGGACUUUGGUCAGAGCAGCAGUAAUCUGGUCAAAAGCAAGUCUACUUUAAGUUUGAACAAUUUUGAGUUAGUAAAGGCUUCACCUGGCAUUUUACUGGCCAGAGCGAAUUCUAGAGACAAAUUUGACAAUUUUCAGAAUAGAGCUAACUUCUUAAGGUACGCUCAAGAAAUCACGUUGGAUCCAAAUACGGCAAACCCACAUCUGGUAAUAAACGAGAAAAGAAAUGUAGUGUAUGUAGGAGAAGAGUUGCCGUAUCCUAAGCACCCAGAAAGGUUUGCGUUUUCCUGGCAGGUCUUGAGUCGAGAGAGUUUUAACGACCGCUGCUACCUGGAAGUGAAGAGGAAUGGGAAGGGAGUUAGAGUGGCGCUCGCCUACAAGAACAUCAGCAGAAAAGGGGAUUUGAUUGACUGUACGUUCGGAGAAAACAACAAGUCCUGGGCUUUGGAUUGUUUCAAGAACAGCUGUGCUUUCAGGCACAACAAGGUGAACACUCCCAUCCCCGGCAUAUGGUCCUCCAGAGUCGGAGUGUACCUGGAUCACAGUGCAGGAGUUCUGUCCUUCUACAGCYUCAGCGACACCAUGACUCUCCUCCACAYAGUCCAGACCACCUUCACUCAGCCGCUCCAUGUUGGACUCUGGGUUUCAGACGGAGCGACUGCCAAGGUGUGCAAAUUCACCUAAACUGUAGUUUUACAGGGACGAUCAAUAGGGUUGGUCAUAAUAGUAUCGUGUGCAAUUAAACGUCAGAAAAACAUUAAUCGAUUAUCUUUUGGCACAUGACGAUUAUUACGAUUAAUGCCACCAGGCAGAGUCCGCUCGAUGCUCCUCUCCCCUUCAAAUAUGAUGAACAUUAAAAAAAAGUU